AUGCGUGUACUCUGGUUGACGACGUUAUUGAGUUCCUCGGUACUGGUUGCUGGACAGGAGCUUACAACUACUCACACACACAAAAACAUAUCGUCGUCUAAUACGAAGGGGAAGAAUGAUGAAGCAUACUCACCACCGUACUAUCCCUCGCCCUGGAGUGACGGCAAAGGCGAAUGGGCGGAAGCAUAUGAAAGGGCGAGAGAUUUCGUGGGCAAGCUUACUCUUGCUGAGAAGGUGAAUCUGACGACUGGUACUGGGUGGAUGCAAGGCUCCUGUGUUGGCGAAACGGGCUCAAUCCCACGCCUAGGAUUCCGAGGCCUCUGUCUUCAAGAUGGACCUAUGGGCAUACGCUUCAGUGACUACAACUCCGCCUUCCCAGCCGGCGUCAACAUAGCCGCAACCUGGGACCGCUCCCUCGCGUACCUGCGCGGCCGCGCAAUGGGCAAAGAAUUCAAUUCCAAGGGUGUCGACAUCCAACUCGGCCCCGUCUCCGGCCCUUUAGGCAGAACACCCGAAGGAGGCCGAAACUGGGAAGGAUUCAGUCCCGAUCCGAUGAAUACUGGUGUAAUGAUGGCGGAAACAAUAAAGGGGAUACAAGAUGCGGGCGUGAUUGCGUGCGCAAAACAUUAUAUUCUGAAUGAGCAGGAGCAUUUUCGGCUGGUAGGGGAGGCGAAUGGGUAUGGGUAUAAUAUUACUGCGAGUGCGAGUAGUAAUGUUGAUGAUAGGACGAUGCAUGAGUUGUAUCUAUGGCCAUUUGCAGACGCUGUCCGCGCCGGGGUUGGGUCAAUCAUGUGCUCCUACAACCAAGUCAACAACAGCUAUGGCUGUGCCAACAGUUACACCUUAAACAAGCUCCUCAAACGUGAACUCGAUUUCCAGGGCUUCGUCAUGAGCGACUGGGGUGCACACACAUCCGGCGUAAGCAGUACGCUGGCCGGCCUCGACAUGUCCAUGCCCGGUGACACCUUUUUCGACUCUGGCGAUUCAUACUGGGGCACUAAUUUGACCAUCUCGGUCGUCAACGGGACUGUACCGACGUAUCGAAUCGAUGAUAUGGCGGUUCGCAUCAUGGCUGCAUAUUACAAAGUCGGCAGAGACAAAUUCCAGGUUCCUAUCAAUUUCAAUUCGUGGACUCGUAAUAAGUACGGUCCGAUAUAUGCAAUGGCGGGGCCAGAGUAUGGUGUUGGCAAAAUCAAUGAGCGAGUCAAUGUACGCGGCAACCACGCCUCCCUGAUUCGCAAGAUUGGUGCGGAGAGUACAGUGCUCCUCAAGAAUACAAACCGCGCUCUUCCACUGAGCGGCAAAGAGAAAUUCACGGCGAUAUUCGGCUCGGAUGCCCGCGCUGAUCCGGUAGGUAUCAAUGGUUGCGCGGAUCAUGGCUGCGACAAUGGCAACCUCGCCACGGGCUGGGGAAGUGGUACAGCCAAUUUUCCCUACAUUGUGACUCCAGAAGAGGCCAUCAAGCAAGAAAUUCUGGGCAAAGGCGUUGGCAUGGUCGCUUCCGUGACAGACGACUGGGCAUACGACAAAAUCCAGGCCCUCGCUUCCCAGGCCGACGUAUCCCUUGUAUUUGUCAACUCCGAUUCAGGCGAAGAAUUCGUCGUCGUCGACGGAAACAAAGGUGAUCGCAACAAUCUCACACUCUGGCGAGAUGGGAACACACUCAUCAAAACCGUCGCUUCUCAAAACCCUAAUACUGUGAUAGUCAUCCACAGCGGCGGCCCCGUUCUUGUAGGUGAUUGGCACGACAACCCCAAUGUGACUGCAAUCCUGUGGGCAGGUAUGCCCGGCCAGGAAAGCGGAAAUUCCAUCACAGACGUCCUGUACGGCAACGUAAACCCCGGCGGCAAGAGUCCCUUUACAUGGGCAAUGGCACGUGAAGAUUAUACCACAGACAUCUUGUAUAAACCGAACAACGGGGUGAAGGCGCCACAGAUCGAUUUCACGGAAGGUCUAUUUAUCGAUUAUCGUGGCUUUGACAGAGCGGGUGUUGCCCCUGCCUAUGAAUUCGGGUUUGGUUUGAGUUAUACCACGUUCGCAUAUUCCAACAUCAGGAUUAGACCACUUCGAAACGCAGCCCCCUACACGUCCACCACUGGACUCACGGAACCUGCCCCAUCAGGCUCGAACUUCAGCAGACAUUGGUCCAAUUACCUUUUCCCCCAUUCGAUUCGCAAGAUCCCUUUGUUUCUUUAUCCGUGGCUAAACACGACGGAUCCAGCCAGGUCGUCUGGUGAUCGACACUAUGGUCUGGAGAUCCAUGAAUAUCUACCAAACAACGCGACAUCCGCCGCUCCACAGCCUCUGCUCGCAGCCGGGGGCGCGCCGGGCGGCAAUCCGGGACUAUAUGAAGAGGUUGCGGUUGUGACUGCUAAUAUCAUGAAUACGGGAUCUGUGGUGGGGGAUGAAGUGCCUCAACUUUAUAUAUCCCACGGAGGCCCCGACGAUCCUCCCGUCGUCCUUCGAGGCUUUGAUCGUAUCACCUUGCAACCCAAUGAGACGAAAGAGUUCAGUGUCGUGCUGAUGCGACGCGACAUAUCGAGUUGGGAUGUUGUUUCUCAGGAUUGGGUCGUGACGGAGUAUCCCAAGACGGUGUAUAUUGGGAGUUCGUCGCGGAAGUUGUGGUUGCAGGCGGCAUUGCCUUAUCUGUAUUAA
This is a messenger RNA of Talaromyces marneffei, 2655 nucleotides long. RefSeq lists its product as uncharacterized. The coding region runs from base 1 to 2655 and encodes 884 amino acids. The transcript has 5 exons. The record is from RefSeq and is a predicted model, not a curated record. Lineage: Eukaryota; Fungi; Ascomycota; Eurotiomycetes; Eurotiales; Trichocomaceae. Gene Ontology annotation, biological process: glucan catabolic process. Gene Ontology annotation, molecular function: beta-glucosidase activity.